AUGAAACAACAUAUCGAGCUGAUUCAAAACGACAAAGAGCAUAUUCCAAGUUCAAAACUCACAGAAAUGUUUGAUGAUUUUGCUCGUGAAUGGCAUCAAUAUCAGCCAGAAAUAAUCUGCCAGCUUUUCUCUCUUCAGUUAUCCGAUCCUCUGGUAUUGAAUCAUGAAUUAUUUCGAAUUAUAUUAAAUAGUUUGACUGAUCUAUUAAAAAAAUGGCUGUCACUCAAUGAGUUGGAAGUAUUAAACUUCAAAAAAAUAACAGAACUGCUUUUUGUAAUGAUGAGUGGAAAAAACAAAGAAAAUACUGAAUCAUUUAAAUCCUUGCUUCUGAACAAGCCGCUUAUCGACUCCAUAAGAGAAUUUCUUAACAGUAUUUUGUUGAAUUUGUGUACCGCUAAUGUUGAUAUUCUUGAUGGUGUCACAAAUCUUUUAUCAACAUUUGUUAAAUUAGAAUACGGACGUUUAGAUAUUAUGGAUGAUGAAAAUCUCCUUUCGUUAAUGGAACCAAUAAUAAAAUGUUUGUGCUCAACCGAAUAUUUUGAUGUAUUAACAGGUUUAAAUCCAACAAAAACAUUCACAUCAUGGCAACAAUUUCUCGCUGUCACCGCUCCAAAUUAUUUUUCUUGUUAUCGCGGUAAACAAGCCAGGAAAUAUACGAAUCAAAUUCGUCGCACAUUAUUUAAGCGUUAUGCGGACGUUCUGCAACAAUUACUGCCAUCGUUAUUCGACUGGAACGAAUCAAUGAUGAAAUGUGUACAACAUAUGUUCAUCGUUCUGCGACGAUUUGGCGAGUAUGCCGAAACAAGAAAGCAUUUUACUGAACAUUUAAAAAUACUUGAUUCAAUUCUUGUCAUACUGAAUUCAACAAAAAUACAAGACCAAGUAUUGCACAAUGAAGAGAGCGCUGAAACUUACCUUGUGUAUGCUGCAUUGUGGGUACUUUCCUCAGCUGGAAGUGAAGAGAAAAUUGCCGACUACCUCAGAACUAACCAUCGUACGGAAACGUUUCUCACACUAAGAAAAGCAAAAAAACAAGCAUUACAACCGUAUGUCUAUCAAAUACUGGCAAAUGUCUUAAACGAAGAUGAUAUUAAACAACUGGCUGAUCCAAAAGAAAUAACCUCAAUGUUCAUUGAUUACGUUAAACAAGCUAUUGAAAGUCCUCAAUACUCGACACCUGGUGGGAGACUAAAAAAUUUGUUGUUUAGCUUGAAAGCACUCGUUCAGCAUGAUCAAAUUAAAGAUGAAUUAGUUCGUCAACAGGGUUUACCUCUGUUGAUACUAUGCGCUAUUGACACAAAAUUUCGUGUUUAUGAGGUUCAACAGUACGCACUUGAAAUCAUCUGGGCAUUGACAUUUAACAAUGAAGCAUUCAAUACGUUGAAGAACGACGAUGUGUUUACAACACAUGUAAAAUCUCUUAUCAAUAGUAAAAAACAACGUAUUAAAAGAGCUUCUGAGGGUAUCGUAUGGAGACUGGAGAAAGAGUCUUCGAAACUUCAUGUACAACAAGUGCUACAGGAGAAAAAGGAAACAGCUCCAGAUCGACAUUAUAAAUAUGACAUUAUGAUUAGUUAUUCUCAUGAUGAUAAAGUGUUGUGUUAUCAGAUUCAAGAACAAUUGGUCCGCGAUGAAUUUCGCGUAUGGCUUGAUCGUGACAAUCUGUAUGGUUCACAAAUGCAAGAAAUGGCCGAUGCUAUUGAAAAUUCCCAAUUUGUCUUCAUCUGCAUGUCAGACAAAUACAAACAAAGCGUAUACUGUCAAUCAGAAGCUCAUUAUGCAUUUGAACGCGGCUGUCAAUUGGUACCAAUUAAGGUUACAGAAAAUUAUCGACCGGAUGGAUGGUUAGGCUUUAUUGCCACUGGCAAAGUUUACAUUGAUUUCACGAAAACAGAUUUUAAUAUUGCCUAUCAAAAGUUAACGAAGGAAAUUUCACGUCAUCGCUCUCAACAACCACCUGCCAUUCCUCCGGCUCCCCAUGAAGUUCAUAGCGUCAAUGUAUCUACCGACUAUCUCACGAAAACAUGUGUCGAAUUAUGGACAAGAAAAGAUGUAGUGGAUUUUCUUAAUGAUAAGAAACUUGAGGCAAUGAUACCUCUCUGUGAAGACACGAAUGGAAGUCAGUUAUUGAAAAUGUACAAAAUGUGUGAACAUGAUAUGGAUGGCAUGUAUAAAUCGUUGAAAUCAGAUUUGGAAAUAAUUCAUGGCCAUCAAAAUACACUUUUGCUCAAGGUUUAUCUACGAUUUGUGGACGAAUUAAAGCCGUAUAUUCCAUUAUCGAGUGGUACCACUUCUAAAUCAGUUGUGUUCGCUAUUGAACGACUUUUUUCAAAGUUUGGACGUGCAAUUGACGUACAAAGAGAGUGGUCCAAUUAUUUUGAUACAACUCCACCUCAUCUAACGACAAUUUCAUCAAUAAAUAGGAAAUUUGAUGAAGAUGGAACACUUGAAAGUUUACCACGCAGUGGUCGCCCGUCAAGUGUACUUUUUGAAGAAAAACUAGACGAGAUUGAAGAAAUGGUCACUAGUAAUCCACAACUGUCUAUUCGUCAAGGUGCCGCUCAAGCUGGUAUAAGCAAAAGCAGUUACCAAGUAGCUAUCAAACAACUUAACUUUAAACCUUAUCGGCCCACCUUGAUAGUCGAGCUUAAUGAAGAUGAUUUUGAUCGUCGCCGCGAGUUUUGCGAAUCAUGGAUCGAAAAAUUCCAGAACGAGCCGGAUCUAAUCGAUAACAUAUUCUGGAGCGAUGAAGCCAAAUUUAAUAUGAAUACAGUAGUUAAUCGACAUAACUGCAUGUAUUGGGCCAGAGAAAAUCCAUACUUAAAAUUUGAAGUACCAAAUACGCAGCAGGGAGUCAUGGUUUGGUGCGGAAUAAGUUCUAGUGGGGUUGUUGGUCCGUAUUUUUUCAAUGAUAUUGUUACUGGCCCGUUGUACAAAGAAAUGCUGGUUAGUUACGCAUGGCCUCAGUUGAAAAAUAAAAACUUUUACUUUCAACAUGAUGGAGCAGGACCUCAUUAUGCUGUUAUUGUUCGAGAAUGGCUUGAUAGAAAAUUCCCAGAUCGCUGGUUAGGCAGACGUGGUCCAUUCGACUGGCCAGCUCGUUCACCAGAUUUGAGCCCAUGUGACUUCUUUCUUUGGAAUUAUUUAAAGGACAUCGUGUUUAAAACGCCGCCCGCCACCAUUACAGAACUUCAAGACAGAAUUAAGACAGCCUGCGAAGAAAUACCAGAAGACGUGUGUCGCAAAGCAUGUCGCUCUGUUUUGGGACGUUUUCGUGAUUGCUUGAACAACGAAGGACAAUUUCUUUCAUACUAA
Molecule: messenger RNA, 3315 nt
Organism: Didymodactylos carnosus
Lineage: Eukaryota; Metazoa; Rotifera; Eurotatoria; Philodinida; Philodinidae
Source: the annotation of a GenBank genome assembly